This is a messenger RNA of Calliphora vicina (urban bluebottle blowfly), 438 nucleotides long. RefSeq names its product single-pass membrane and coiled-coil domain-containing protein 4 homolog. Lineage: Eukaryota; Metazoa; Arthropoda; Insecta; Diptera; Calliphoridae. The transcript has a single exon. The coding region runs from base 11 to 187 and encodes 58 amino acids. The record is from RefSeq and is a predicted model, not a curated record.
CGGCAUCAAAAUGCGUCAAUUGAAGGGAAAAGUUAAGGAAAAUCGCAAGCAGCGCAAAGAACGCAAAUUGGAAAACGUCGAAAUACAAAAUCAAAUGAAAACUGUGGUCUUGCCCAUUAUGGGUGUUUUGGCAUUGAUAAUUGUGGCAUUUGUUUAUGUAAAAACCAGACCUUCCGUAAUGGCCUAAAGUAAGAAACUCUCCCGUCCGCAGUUAAUGAGACAUUGACUCAAAAGUUCAAUGAACCAUAGAAAUAUUUAUUGUUAUUAGUUGACAGACAGUAUAUAAGAAAUUAUUUAGAACUACUUCUAAUGUAAUUAUGUGUAUUUGCAUUUUUUAAAUUCAUAAGAUUUUUAAAUUGUUUAUUUUUUAUAUUAAAAACACCUAUUUUUUAUUUUAAAUAAAAUAUAUGUAUUUAUUGGUAAACAAUUGUUAUUAAA